AUGGCUUCUGGGUCGCCGUCGUCCUCUCCGGACACUGCGACGGGCUCAGGUACAGACCCAGCCCGGCCCGACACAGGGGAGCCCCUCGGUGGAGCAGGCUCGGACUCGGACUCUGACCUAGGUUUGGGUAAAUUUGACUGCAGCGCCAUGGAAAUGGGGGACAGACUGGAGGGAGACGAGCUGGAGCGCGAGUUCGAGUCCGCAGCCGAGCGGGUACGAGAUCUGGUCCAGACUGCCAGCAGGGACCAGCUUUUGUACCUGUAUGCCCGCUAUAAACAGGCCAAAGUGGGAAAGUGCAAUAUACCAAAGCCUGGCUUCUUUGACUUUGAAGGACAGAGAAAAUGGCAAGCCUGGAAGCAGCUUGGAGACAUGGAGGCGGAGCAGGCAAUGCAGGAGUACAUUUCCUGUGUCAAUGUUUUAGACCCUGAAGGCUGCACGAAGGAAAGACGAGGAGCAGAAAGAAGAACAGGCUUCGGAGGAGCAGCAGUCAGCUCUCUGUACCAGGAGGAGAUGAUCAGGGAAGAGGACAAGAACAUCUUUGACUACUGCAGAGAAAACAACAUCGACCACAUCAGCAAGGCCAUCAGCUCCCAGACAGUGGAUGUCAAUACUAAAGAUGAAGAGGGUCGGGCUCUCCUGCACUGGGCCUGCGACAGAGGACACAAGGAGCUGGUGUCCGUAUUACUGCAGCACAAAGCCGACAUCAACGGUCAGGAUAAUGAAGGACAAACAGCGCUACAUUAUGCAUCGGCGUGUGAGUUUGCAGACAUCGUGGAACUCCUGCUGAACGCUGGAGCCGACCCGUCCAUUAAAGACAUGGAGGGUUCUCUCCCCGAGGAGGUCACUGAAUCAAGCGCCAUCUCCUCUCUCCUGCGUCAGUACACUGCUCCGAAAGGCUAGGUCACCCACCUGCCACCACCCCACCCCUGCCCCUGUCCUUCUCUCCCCAUGUUCAUCCCCAGCAGGAUUGCAUAGGUUUUAUUUGACUUUAUUUCCAAAUACUUGAGGUGAGUUUGAUUUCAUUGGCUAUUUGGAACUACAGGGGGUGAACAUGAGCCCUUCCAAUCUGAUAAGAGACAUGAAAUGAAGCACACCACAUGUAUUUUCAUUUAUUCUGAAUACUGUAUAUUGACUUUAUAUGCCCAGUAGGAAUGGGUGAUAUGAAAGUUACUGUAACUUGUACCUUAGAUCUCUCCUCUGAGCAGGACUGCUUAUUGGUAUUAAUGGAAUGACAGGAUUUGUGCAUCAGUGAGAUGAAAUAUGUGGAUUUGUCAGGUAUUUAAAUCACUCGCGGAACCAACAACCAACAUUCCCAUCCACAUAUUUUAUCCAGAGACGGUAUAACAUUUCUGACAAGUCAAAUCACAGUAUACGAUAUGUUGUUAUCAUGAUAUAAAAUUACAUACUGUUACAGAUGAUUUUAUACAUAUCACCCCCUCUACUGCCCAAGUCUGACAACCAGCCAGGACUUUUGGUCUGGGUCAGCCCUCUCUGACCAUUUGAUCAUUACUCAAUUGUGUUACUUUCAAGGAAUGCUUUGAUCAUUUGUCAUUUAUCUCAUUAAAGUCUUCAACAAAUCUGU
This is a messenger RNA of Acanthopagrus latus (yellowfin seabream), 1582 nucleotides long. RefSeq names its product acyl-CoA binding domain containing 6 (gene acbd6). The transcript is spliced from 8 exons. The record is from RefSeq and is a predicted model, not a curated record. Gene Ontology annotation, molecular function: protein binding; fatty-acyl-CoA binding. Bases 1 to 900 code for a protein of 299 amino acids. Lineage: Eukaryota; Metazoa; Chordata; Actinopteri; Spariformes; Sparidae.